Balearica regulorum gibbericeps (East African grey crowned-crane) is the source of this 1314-nucleotide messenger RNA. The record is from RefSeq and is a predicted model, not a curated record. NCBI's taxonomy places the organism in Eukaryota, Metazoa, Chordata, Aves, Gruiformes, Gruidae.
AUGUACACAUACAAAAGAGUCAUCCUGAAGGAUAACACAAAAAUAGAAGAGACGGGGAGGAUGAGACAAGACUUUACAGAAAUGCUGGGUCCAGAAACAGGAUUCUUCCCGGACCCCUUUGGACUGAGAAUUAUUCUAAUGCACACGUGUGGGACUGGGAUGGUCCUGGAUCUCUUGCAAGACGCUUUCAUGGGCACUGGCCUCCAGGUGCCUUAUAAAGAACAUAAUGCUAAUGGGGUAUAUUUUGGAAGGGUUAUUUCAAACCUGGAGCAAUGCCUUGCCAGCCUCACAAAUAGUUGGUUUAAUGCAAACAAGACUCAGCUCUUGGGAGUUUUACUUGCUGCUGCUUCAAAUUUUCUGAUUAGUGUCUCUUUGAAUAUACAGAAAUGCGCUCAUCUCCGACUGGCUUGCCAAACAGACCCGAAGCCCUACUACACAAGCAAACUAUGGUGGUGUGGGAUUACCCUCCUGGGACUUGGCGAAGUGGGCAAUUUCACAGCCUACGGAUUUGCCCCCAUUGCCCUUGUCGCUCCACUGGGAUGGGUAUCUGUCAUAGGUAGUGCAUUUAUUUCUGUCUUAUUCCUAAAGAAGACCAUGAGGGCUGCUGAUAUAUUGGGCGGAACACUGGCAGUAACAGGGACAUACUUGCUGGUGACGUUCUCUCCAAAUGUACCCCAAGAACUCACAGCAAGACAAGUACAGAAUUACUUAGUGAGCUGGCCUUUUUUGGUAUAUUCGAUCUUAGAAAUUAUAAUAUUCUGCAUUCUCCUCUAUUUUUACAAAAGAAAGGCUGUGAAGCACAUCGUGGUUUUGUUAAUGAUGGUAGCACUACUGGCGUCGCUGACUGUCAUUGCUGUAAAGGCUGUGGCCAGCAUGAUAACACUCUCUGCAAAGGGGAAAAUGCAGCUAACUUACCCUGUUUUCUACAUCAUGAUUGUUUUAAUGGUUACUUCUUGCGCUUUCCAAGUCAAGUUCUUGAAUCAAGCAGUGCAUCUGUACGAAGCAACAGCAGUUGUGCCCAUUAAUUUCGUGUUCUUCACCACCAGUGCAAUCAUUUCAGGGGUCAUAUUUUAUCGGGAAUUCCAAAGUGCAGCUUUGCUGAGCGUGUUCAUGUUUCUGUUCGGGUGUCUCCUUUCUUUCCUUGGUGUAUUUGUAAUUGCAAGGAAUAAAAAAGAGGAGCACUUACAAAUUCAUUUUAUUGACUAUGGACAUAUUCCGGGACAAAAAUUGACAGGCAAAAUACAACCAGAUUCUCACAGUUCAUGCUAUGGCACUUUGAAUAAUGACGACGACUCGGUGAAAAAUGAAAGCUGA